UACGUCAUUUCCGUUAGCGCUUUCCCACGCCCUCUCCUCCCUGUCUUUUUCCAAAGGGAAGGUGUACACGGCACGUAGCGAAGGAUGGGAUUAAGUAGGUGUUGCACUGGAACGUGCCGAGUAAGCUUCAAAUCGAUCUGGUAAAACCAGAAUCUGCAUUAGAAUAAAUAAUCGUAAGGAGACUUCUGGGAGAGGAACAAGAGAGAACGAACAGAGAAAAGCCAAUGAAAUAAAAAGUAAACUUCCAUGGCCUCCCUGAUAAAUACAGUUGCCCAACGGCCUUCUCCUCCGGGCAAAAUGGCAGCUGAGUUUGACUUUCGAUCUGGAGCCAACACGGACCGUGUUUGUGAGCUUGUGCUGGACUUGGUUCAGUUUGAGCAGAGGGAGUUUGAUGAUCAGACGGCGUUGGAGGUACACACUGCCAAAGACUUCAUUUUUAGCAUGCUAGGUGUUGUUCAGAAGAUUGAUCAAAGGUUGCCCAUCGCAAAUGAAUACCUAUUGCUCUCUGGUGGUACUCGUGAUGGUGUUUUAGAUUUGAGCCCUGAUAAUUUAGGGGAUUAUGCCAAAGGAGCAGACUAUGACUUAGACUUCACUUUACUGGUUCCAGCAUUAAAACUACAUGAUCGUAACCAGCCAGUUACCCUGGACAUGCGCCAUUCUACACCCUGCCACUCCUGGCUUAGUCUGCGGCUAUGUGACCGUGCAACCUUAUCUCGCUGGCAGAGUUGCUGCAAGGGUGUGCAAGAUGGUGAUCAAAGUGAUGGAUAUUAUUUCUCUCCUACUUUAGUUGUAGACUGGUUUUCUGGUGCUGUGCUGAAGGCUGUCAAUGAACUACGGAGGAAUCCUCAAAGAGGUACCCCUGUCCCAGAGCGUGUGGAAAGAAAUGGCCCAGUCACUACCUUGAUCCUGACUGCAGGAACCAGUCGUAUCCUUUAUGACCUAGUUCCUGUAGUAUCUUUCAGGGGCUGGCCAGCAGUGGCUCAGGGUUGGCUCAUGGAGAACCAUUUCUGGGAUGGCAAAAUCACAGAAGAGGAAGUAAUCAGUGGUUUCUAUUUGCUGCCUUGUUGUUCUCCACCUUCCAGCACUGAACUGUUGGUUGGCAUUGAUAGUGGAAGUCAACCAGACAAGGAGUGGCGCUUAGCCUUCUCCCGCAGUGAAGUUCAAUUGAAGAAGUGCAUACCACUGCCUUUGGCUCAUGCAUUUCAGGCUGCAAAAGCAAUCAUUUCAAAACUUCUAGCUCGCCCUAAAGCUGGUGUAAGCCCCUAUCAUCUACGUACUCUUAUGUUCUGGGCUUGUGACCGGCUUCCUUCUACAUACUUGUCUUCCAAAGAGAGCAGUGUCCAAGGAGGGCUUCUUCUCGGUCUGUUGGAUGAUCUCGCCCAUGCACUUCUAAACAAAAGUUGUCCAAAUUAUUUCCUUCCACAGUGCAAUAUGUUUGAGCACCUAUCAGACACUACCGUUCUUCUAUUGGCACGCAAAUUGGCCUGUGUCCGUUCAGAUCCUGUCGAACAUUUGAGAACAGCCAUCGAACAGGCAAAAGUGACUGGUCAUCUCAAGAAUGGGCAGAUGAGCGCAGGUUCAUCCAGGCCUGCAGAAGAUGACCGCCUGGCAAAACGUUUGCAGCAGCUGGUGACUGAAAAUCCCGGAAAAUCCAUUUCAGUCUUCCUCAAUCCAGAGGAUGUCAGCCGACCACACUUCCGCAUAGAUGAUAAGUUCUACUGAAGUGUCAUGAAAGAAGUCAUUUUCUUUUUCAUAAUCAUGUUUGGUUUUUUAAUUUCAUCUGCCUAAUUUUGUCUUAACUAUUGUGUUGACCUAGGACCACCCGAUAUUUGAGUUUCUUCAUAGGGCAGAAACUACUACUGAGGAAAAUUGAUUAAUCAGGAAAAAAAGCGAGAGGUGUGGUUGUCUUUGCCCAAAUGCAUUCCAUUUCAGUAAGACAUUAUCACCAAAGAGUUUUAUCAUAACUACUGCUUUAACAGUAAAAAUGGUACACUGUAAUUUUCAGAAUCUUAACAUGGUUAAACCUAUUUUAAAUAUUCAGUCUUCAGUAAUUACGCAACCCCUGAAUGUAGCAUGUUCAUGAUCAAAGACAGUAAUCGGACAAAGGCACUUCAUUUUCAGCCUGGUGAUACAAGAGUUUCUUGGCCUUUUUAAAGAAGUAGCCUCAAGAGCACAACUGUUUCUCUUUUCAUAAUUUGACGGCCUUGGAAAAUUUGAUAGUUGCGUUUUUAAGUGUCCCGGCUUGAGUCUUAAUUCAGAAUUAAAUGAGCUGUAAUGAUUUUAGAAGUUUUUGUUUAUCACAAAGCUUAUAUGAGCUCCAGUCUUUUUAAUACCGUUAAUCUUUCGGAUGUGGUAAAACGCAUUUUAGUCUAAUUUUAUUUGUUUUUGAAGUUGAGGUACGUUUUUGUUGUAUUUAUAUUUUGGUUGUUAAGUGUUGUUAAGUUAUUGUUACUGUGUAUGUUUUGCAAUAUCUUAAGAAACGUGCUGAACAUGGCUUGCAUUAACAGAAAAGAGUGUUGUAGGAUUUCCCAUAAUUCUGUUAAGUGCAAAUUGUCCAAAGAGUCCAUCUUUUACCAACAGUUAUACUCCAUGAUGGGCUACAACUUUUGACUCGUGUGUACAGUUUACAGGAUCUCAAUGUGGAGAUUUACGUAUCUCAUCUCACAUCUCUGCCAACUGUAUUCCAGCUGGCGCAUAUACUGGCUGCAAGAAAAAAGAAACUGCAAUGAUCCAAAUUUUCAAAGCAAAAUAAGCACAUUUAGUCUUUAAAAUGUGGAUAUUUUACGUUCACAUGUCAAGGGAAGUAUUUAAUCUUUGUAAAAAAUAUGGUUGUGUGUCUUGAUGCACAUUUACAUUAAAAACUUUUUCCUGUGGCUCAUUGUUUAAAAUAGGUGGACUGUUAAUGUUUGUGUACGAGUUUAAAGAAAGAAAGAGAAAGAAAAGAAGAAACAGAUUAACAAGGCCUAUUGGCGUUUGUAGUUUAGCUGCAUUUUAACAGAUAUUAUUAAAUGAGCCACCAGUGCUUCUUGAAAGCAGUUUGGUGUCUAAACAUGAAACAUUUAAACUGGAAUAUGUGGUACAUGUAAGGAAAAUCUCCGAUACGUUCCUCCUUACUGUAAGCUACAGUGCAAUAUGGUGAUUUUGUGUCCUUCUCCUGUGUGUGUGUGUGUUUUCCCCCUCUGUCACUUGUGUUUUGUCCAGUGUUAAUUAAAAAAAAAAAAGUCAUUUUUGAUGCAAUGUUACACAAACUAAGCAAGCAAAUGGUUGCUGAAUGUAUCCAAUUACCUCAGUUAAUGGCUUCAUUUUUCUUAAAUUAUGAACAUUAGAUUAUAAUCAAUGCAAUAUUUUAUAUCUAUUUAAAUUUAACUUAAUUGAUUUGUAUAUUUUGAUUUCUGAAAUUAAAGCUUUAUAAGCAGGCAAAGCUUACUCUCUGCAUUUUGGAAAACGGAUCAGGUAGACACUAGAGGGCAGUAACCGAUUACAGUAGAGUUCGUCUGGGUCCUCAUUGUGAGCUGUUUUAUUGAUCAUUAGCACAGAGUGUGUUCUGAGGUUGAAACACAGACAUUGUUCUAGUUUGGUCAGUAGAAAGAGAGCACAAUUUGUAUUUUAUUCACUCAUGCUGUGCACAGUGCCUUAUGAUGAUGCACACUGUGAAAGGUGCUAUGUAAAAUAGAUUGAUAAUAUUGAAAGUUGAAACAAAGGAUUAGAAGAUUUUUCAUAGAAUUAUGAAUAUUUUACACAGUAAUGUUUUGGUGAACUUAGAACACCCGCACUACUUUCAUUAAUGUUAACAUCUGAAACAACUGGAGUAUAUAUUUGUGAUAGUAGUUUUGAACAUUUUAUACAUGUCCAGUCUCAAGGUAUUGAACAGUGUGCAGGAAUGUUUUCUGCUUUAAAGUGGACAUAUUCGGUAAGCUUUAAAGAGUUUGCUUCAUGCAUCAGUUGCUGCCCUAUUAUUCAUAAUUGUAAACUACUUGUUUUAAAUAAAGUUGUAUACAAAUGUC
This is a messenger RNA of Polypterus senegalus (gray bichir), 4004 nucleotides long. RefSeq names its product transmembrane protein 102 (gene tmem102). Lineage: Eukaryota; Metazoa; Chordata; Cladistia; Polypteriformes; Polypteridae. The coding region runs from base 247 to 1722 and encodes 491 amino acids. The record is from RefSeq and is a predicted model, not a curated record. The transcript is spliced from 3 exons.